Bombus huntii is the source of this 2852-nucleotide messenger RNA. RefSeq lists its product as uncharacterized. NCBI's taxonomy places the organism in Eukaryota, Metazoa, Arthropoda, Insecta, Hymenoptera, Apidae. The transcript has 3 exons. Gene Ontology annotation, molecular function: nucleic acid binding; zinc ion binding. The coding region runs from base 967 to 2325 and encodes 452 amino acids. The record is from RefSeq and is a predicted model, not a curated record.
ACGGCCUACAACAAAGGGCCCUAGAAACUAAAACAUUCCUGUACAGCAAUAACAUCGAUGUACUACUCGCCUCAGAAACACACCUCACAAUAAAAAGCUACAUAAAAAUACCGCACUACACCAUAUACGAAACCAAGCAUCCCUCAUGGAAAGCACACGGAGGGACGGCAGUAGUAAUAAAAAACGACAUUAAACAUCACCUACACAGCCAGGUCAGUAAGGAACAUAUACAAGCAACCACCGUUACUGUACAAACUAGCAGCAACUAUUUACAGUUGUCAGCAGUAUAUGUACCACUGCAACACAAAAUUACAUCACAAAUGUGGGAAAAGUACUUUCAACAUUUAGGUGACAAUAGUGUAGUAUCGUGGACGAAAGGCCUAAGAAAUAUCGGGCGAACUAUGAACAAUGUCGCGAGAGCCGAGGCGCCGUCGGGCCCAUCAAUGUGUCAUCGGUCUUUUCAAGUGCAUAUUUCGUGGAAAAGACCUACGUGACCCUGGCUACGAGCGUCUGCAGAACACGUGUGCGGUGGGCCUAGGAAAAAGGCAAUAGAAUGCGACAGCGGCCAGAGUGUGAGUCGAGAAACAGAGUGUGAGUCGAGGAGCCGAGUGCGAGUUGAGCGAAGACAGAGUUUGCGAGUGGCGUUGCCGAGAGAGUAUUGAUUGCGUUUUGGUAAAAGUCGAGUCGCUAUCUAGUUAUUUAGUUGCGCUGUUUUCUGUACGUUUGGCGUGAAUAGUUCAGGUUGAACAACAAUCGUCAUUUUCUGUCUGAUUAACAUCUCUAUUGUCCACUCCUUGUAAAUACAUUAUAUCACGAUAUUACAUAUUUUUGGGGGCUAGUCCGGGAUUGGACAAGACAGAAAACGAAACGGUUUAACAGAGCUAUUCGAGCUAGUUGUGAAUUUACCGGUACGCGGUGCGGUAAAAGACGAUAUCGUUGACUGUUUAAGUUUGUGUAGUGUGAAAAAUGGCAAACGUUGGGGACGAACGAUUGUCGGGUGAAGAGGGUUCGACGCUGGAGGAGCUGAGGAGUAAGCUCGCGCGAAUGAACCUCCCUAUAUCGGGUGCGAGGUCAGUGCUGAUUGCAAGGCUGAAUCGGGCGUGUAGGGCUGGACAAUCGUAUCCUAAGGGAUCGACGGGCGGUGAAGAGCUAAUCGGUCAACGAGAUUUAGGAAACGUACAGAGAGCUGAGCGUGAUUGUAACGAAGAUGAAGAUGUUGAGAAAAUGAAUACGAAGGAGUUGAAGGAGCGCCUCGCUAGUUUGGGUUUGAAAACGACGGGAAGAAAAGUAGAAUUACGCGCACGGCUACAAGCGGCCAUGGAUGGUAACGACAUAUCGUCGGAAGAAGAAAGCGACGACGAAAGUGAGGAUGAAGAUGACAAGAAAAACGCAAGAGGAUACAAGAGAGAUACGCGAAGGGUGUAUCAGGACCGUGAUGAAUAUUGUCGAAGGGCAUGUGUUGGUUCGACACUGAGUUUUAGAGACGUCGAAGAUGCAUUAGAGUCGUUUAGUGGCGACAAAGGUGAAAAUGUCGAACGAUGGUUCGAGUCGUUCGAGGAAGUCGCUGAUACGUGCAUGUGGUCGGAUGGGCAGAAGGCAGUCUACGCCAGGAAGCUGCUGAAGGGAUCAGCGAAAAUAUUUGCGAGCUUCGAGUGUCAUGCCAGGACUUGGCAUGAGUUGAAGAGGGGGCUAGUGAAAGAAUUUUCGAGGAAAGUCAACAGUAGGCAAGUACAUCAGAAACUUGAAGAAACAAAAAAGGAGAGUGAUGAAGCAUGUUUGGCUUACAUGUACCGCAUGCUCGAAAUAGCCAGCCAUGUGGACAAAGAGGAGGAAGCAAAGGUGGAAUACAUAGUGGAUGGAAUAAUAGACGACGAGAACAAUAAGGCUAUAUUGUACGGCGCUACGUCAAUCAAAGAGUUGAGGAAGAGGUUAGUGAUGUACGAAGAGCAGAAGAGUCGCAGAGCAAAGUCGAUUGUGAAGCCGGCUAAAACCCAGAAGAACGGGAAGCCCAGUCAAUCUGUAGAUGCAAUGAAGAAAAGAAGAUGCUUCAUUUGCGGUAGUGAGGAUUAUCUAAGUGUUAAGUGUCCGGAGAGGGGAGAAGGUGUUAGGUGUUCCGAGUGCAGCGGAUUUGGACAUAUUGCAGCGAGGUGUACGGCACGACCGAAAGAGAUUUGCGUAGUGUCAAGAUCCGAAAAGGGGAAGUAUGUGAAGGAAGUAAUCGCAGGAAUUAAGCUUCUAUUCUCUGAAAUUACUCUCAAAUCUCAGAGUCAACCCUUCAAAUUCUCCACACUGGAUCUUCGAUUCUUAAUAUUUGUAAUAUCGUAGAAUAGCUUUGAUUGGAGAUCGGCUGAAAUUAGAAAACACCGUGUACGUCGUCUUUCGUGGUUUGUUUACAUCCAAGAGCGCCUAGUAACAGUGACGCGAGAAAAGAUAAGCAGCGUCAAAACAGAAGUACGGUUCCACAUUUCAAGGAGUGGCAAUCGAGAGGCCAGAGUAUGUGAGCCGAAAAGUGUGCGUGUGUGUGUGUGUGAGAGGACGAGAGCAAGAGCGAGCACGACCGAGCAGGAGUGUAUUGGCGAAGAUCAGAGCUAAUUGAGUCGUCGAAGAGUAGAGUCGUUAGAGGUUUCGAGUCGUCGAAGAGUAGAGUCGUGAGAAUUGAUAGAGUUGUUAGAGAGAGAGAGAGAGUGUGUGUGUUAGAUUCGUUGUGACGAGAGUGAUCAAAUAACUGUAAAGUUAUUUGAUAUAGAUACGAGUAUUGCAUUUAGUUUCCGUUAAAUAAAUAUCGUUCUCUGUCCAAUUUAUAUUUGUAUAUUCAAUUUAAUAUUAAUAAAUUGUAAGUAAUCGGAAAAAAA